Messenger RNA from Carlito syrichta (Philippine tarsier), 1350 nucleotides. RefSeq names its product zinc finger protein OZF-like. Gene Ontology annotation, molecular function: DNA-binding transcription factor activity; RNA polymerase II cis-regulatory region sequence-specific DNA binding. Gene Ontology annotation, biological process: regulation of transcription by RNA polymerase II. The transcript has a single exon. The coding region runs from base 1 to 1350 and encodes 449 amino acids. The record is from RefSeq and is a predicted model, not a curated record. Lineage: Eukaryota; Metazoa; Chordata; Mammalia; Primates; Tarsiidae.
AUGCCAUGGCACCAAGAAAACCAAAAUGACCUUGAAGUUUACAAAGAUGUCAGCAAAUUUUCCCUUGGAUAUAAUUUUAAUUUAUGCAAAAGUAUUGUUUCUUUAACACAAAGGUACAAUAAGUUUGGCUCAUAUUGUAAAAGCUUGAAAUCUCUUUUAGGUUUUGUUAUCCUGAAAGGAAGAUAUGCAGAAAAGGAUUCUGAUGACUUUGGUGGAUAUGGCAAGUCAUGUCUCUGCAUUAAGCAUGACAAAACUCUUAUCAGAAUUAAAUACCAGAAAUAUGUUAACCCCAGUAACACUAAAUCACAGCUCAAUGACUGUCAGAAAAUGUAUACAGGAGAGAAGCCAUAUGAAUACAGUGAGUGUGGGAGAACCUUCUUCAGGAAAGCACAGCUCAUUAGACAUAAAAAAAACGAAAGAGUAGAGAAACCCCAUGGAUGUAAUGAGUGUGAGAAAGUCUUCUCCAAAAAGUGCCUGCUCAGAGUACAUCAGCGAUCUCACACUGGAGAGAAACCCUGUAGAUGCAGUGUAUGUGGGAAAGCCUUUUCCCAAAAAUCAUAUCUCACUGUACACCAGAGACUUCAUACAGGAGAGAAGCCAUAUGAAUGCAGUGAGUGUGGCAAAGCCUUCCACAGGAAAUCACAUCUCCUUAUACAUCAAAGAACUGAAAGAGGAGACAAACCCCAUGGAUGCAAUGAAUGUGGAAAAACCUUCAUGAAGAAGAGUCAGCUUACUCAACAUCAGCGAACUCAUACAGGAGAGAAGCCUUAUGAAUGCACUGAAUGUGGAAAAGCCUUUUCCCGAAAGUCCCAACUCACUCUACACCAGAGAGUUCAUACAGGAGAGAAGCCAUAUGAAUGCAGUGAGUGUGGCAAAGCCUUUUACAAGAAAUCACAUCUCCUUAGACAUCAAAGAACCGAAAGAGGAGAGAAACCCCAUGGAUGCAAUGAAUGUGGAAAAACCUUCAUGAAGAAGAGUCAUCUUACUCAACAUCAGCGAACUCAUACAGGAGAAAAACCGUAUGAAUGCACUGAAUGUGGGAAAGCCUUUUCCCAAAGGGCAAGUCUCAGUGUACACCAGAGACGUCAUAGAGGAGAGAAACCAUAUGAAUGCAGUGAGUGUGGGAAAGCCUUCCUCAGGAAAGCAGAUCUUCAUGGACAUCAAAGAACUGAAAGAGGAGAAAAACCCCAUGGAUGCGAUGAAUGUGGAAAAACAUUUGGUAGGAAGUUUCAGCUCACUGAACAUCAGAGAACACACACAGGAGAGAAACCCUACAAAUGUAAUGAGUGCAACAAAGCCUUUACACGCAAGUCAGCGCUCACUAAACAUCUGCGAACUCAUACUGGGUAG